GCCGGCUCCCGCAAUAGCCUGCAGCUCAGUCCCUCGUCGUCGUCCUUAGCCUCCACAUCCACGCUCUCUCCGCCAUGAAGAUCGUCGCCAUCGAGUUGCUGCGCCAGGACGGCCAGGGUCAGGACCCGACCAUCCUGUCGGCGGGCUUCGAAGUGUCGUCCUUCGGCUACUUCCAGCGCUCGGGAGUGCGGGAGAUGAUCAACUUCUUCAGCCGCACGUUCGUCAAGCGCACGGAGCCCGGCCAGCGGCAAUCGAUCCAGCACGAGGAGUACAACUGCCACGUGUACGUGCGUCGCGACGGGCUGGCGGGCAUCGUCGUGUGCGACCAGGAGUACCCGCCGCGCGUGGCCUUCGCGCUGCUCAACAAGCUCAUGGACGAGUUUGACAAGACCAACAGUGGCUGGAAGACGCAGUCCGGCUCCCCGCAGGAGUUCGCGCCGCUCACCACAGCCCUGGCCGAGUACCAGGACCCGUCCAAGGCUGACAAGAUCUCGGCCAUUCAGAAGGAGCUAGACGAGACCACCGCCGUGCUGUCCAAGACGAUCGACAACGUGCUGGAGCGCGGCGAGAAGCUGGACGACCUCGUGUCCAAGUCACAGGACCUCAGCAGCCAAUCCAAGGUCUUCUACAAGCAGGCCAAGAAGACCAACUCGUGCUGCGUGGUCAUGUAAGAACUGUCGAUUUUUCGCUUCCCCGUCUCACCAUCGAUCGGGCCCCCCUACAGAUGCAUUCUCUCCCUGCUUGUUGGUACAUUUUAAACAAAGAAAAUGCUUUACUGCAGUACGCUCUUCACUGAAGACUCCUCAGGGCUGACACACAGCUCCGCCCUGCACACUAGCAAAAUGAGUCUACUUCCGCUUCGGAGAAGCGGUGGUGGCAGCUUUCCGCCGCGGUCGCAGCGAGCGCUUAGCGGGUUUGGCCUUCCCCUUGGUUUGCGUAGAGGGCGCGGGUGCUGCAUCGCUGGACUCGUUCCCAGCUUCGUCCUCGGCAUUCUCAGCACUGCUGUGCUUUCGUUUCGAGACCCUCCUUGGCUCGCUGUGCACGCUAUCGUUAUCACCAGCUCGAGAGCUUCUGCUAUUGGUCUCUGAAAGUUCGUCGCCACCUACAGCCACAAGAAUUCAUCAAUAUCGCACACAUGCCCCGAUUGACAGAACGAAUACCACGUACUGUCAUCGUCUUUGGCAGCGGAAUUUUUCCUCAAGUUGUGACCCCUGCCAUAGUGCGUAUUCCUGUGCGUUCUGGAGGUCUUGUGGUUGCCGCAUGUGGGGCAGGCGUCAGUUGAGUUUCCAGGACCUGAGAUUCCAGCGUUAUCG
This is a messenger RNA of Phytophthora sojae, 1313 nucleotides long. RefSeq lists its product as hypothetical. The record is from RefSeq and is a predicted model, not a curated record. NCBI's taxonomy places the organism in Eukaryota, Oomycota, Peronosporomycetes, Peronosporales, Peronosporaceae. Gene Ontology annotation, molecular function: SNAP receptor activity. Gene Ontology annotation, biological process: endoplasmic reticulum to Golgi vesicle-mediated transport. The transcript is spliced from 4 exons. Bases 75 to 671 code for a protein of 198 amino acids. Gene Ontology annotation, cellular component: membrane; Golgi apparatus.